AUGGACCCCGGCGCCAGCGCCGGCGGGGGCGGACGCCGGGCGGGCUUCGAGCGGGCGUGCCGGCUGCCCAACACCGUCCACUCCGAGGUCCUGCCGUCGCUGCCGCUCCCCACCCUCCCGCGCGAGCUCGGCUUCGACGCGCUCCGCGACGACGAGCCCCUCGCCGCGCCCGACCGCCCCGACAUGAUCAUGCAGGCCGCCGACAUCGCCCGCAUCCUCGCCGACACCGACGUCUCCCACCUGGGCUUCACCCCGGAGGACAACGUCGACGUGGAUCCCAGCCGGUGCUCCUGGCUCUGGAGGGAGGUGCUCAAGCACAACCCCGACGCCUUCAAGGUCAAGGCGCCCGGGCCGUCUUCGCAAGGUCCAUUUGGAGGCCCAGGAUAUCAAAAUCAAGAACGUGAGAAGCACUUUGAGCAUCUUACACCUAAUACGAGCAAAGCACGAAAUGAAUCUGCAUUUCCUCAGGAUGAAAUUGGCUCACAUAGAGAGCAUUUUCAUAAUGAACUGACCCUGGAUUCCCUUGCUUCAAAGAAGCCAAAAGUAAGGAAGAAAGAAAUUAACAAUUCUGUUUCAAGUUCUGCCCCCAGCAUUCCUAAUAGUCAAGAAGUUAUUGCUAACUUCUGUGAGGUGGUGGAGGAUUUCUGUGGAAAAGCUGAAAUUCCCGACGAUGGAGAUGGCGGUGACUGGUUGUCAAUCCCACUUAAUGAUGUUAAGGUUCUUGUGAAUGAAAUUACAUCUGUUCGAUCCAAAAGGAUAUUGCAUGAGGUUCCUAUGGAUACAGUUACAAGGUUAUUAGAUGUGAUUGACCAUCAGAUUCGAUGUUCUCAAGGUUUAUCGAUAGAUGUGAAGGAAAAUUCUGAUGCCGUUGAUGCUGAACCUCUGGUUUUCUCUGCUUUGGAGUCCAGUCAUGCUGCGUUGGCAAUUAUGACCCACCAUGAUAUGCCAAAGCAACUGUAUCGAGAAGAACUUAUUGAGCGAAUUAUUGAUUUCUCAAGGCAUCAGAUCACAGAUUGUAUGUCAGCAAGUAACCCAACCUUCCGAGCUCUCUACAAACCAGCUGAAAAUGUUGCAAACAAUGGAGAUGAUGAUGAAGAUGAUUUGGAAAAUGGACAAGUUAGCAAAAGGAGACGUACUGCUACUAAUUUGAGCAUCAGGAAAUCUUCAAACAGAGUUUCUGCUUCUGUCUAUUCUGCUGUGCAGAAACUAUGCUUGAUAUUGGGCUUUCUUAAGGAACUGCUCACAACAGUGCGCUUGUCAGAUAGUUGUAUUCUGCAGUUAGCGAAAACAUGCUUUACUACAUUCUUGGUGGAUAAUAUGGAGCUAUUACAAUUGAAAGCGAUUGGGGUGAUUUGUACGGUGUUUUCAUCAUACACACAGCACAGGAGUUACUUGGUUGAUGAAACACUUCACCUUCUUCGCAAGUUGCAGUUUUCCAAAAAUGCUGUUAGAACCUACCAUCUAGCAGAUGAAGACCAAAAGCAAAUCCAGAUGAUAACAGCACUGUUAGUUCACCUGGUUCAGUUUAGUGCAAUUGUUCCCGAUAGCUUAAAAGGAACAGUUGAUUGGACCACUAUCGUUGAUGCCUCUGGUGAUGGUGAUUAUUAUCCAAUUAAAUGCCAUGAAGUGGCAACAGAGGCUUGUUGCCGUUUUUGGACUGAUGUCCUUCAACGUUUUACUGCUGCUAAAUCUCAAGAUAUGUCGGAAACCAAAGGAAUAAUAGAUAAUCUUGUUCAGGAUUUCCUAACGAUACUAAACUUGCCGGAGUAUCCAGCUGCUGCUUCUAUUCUUGAGGUUCUCUGUGUGUUGCUGCUUCAGAAUGCUGGAUUGAAAUCUAAGGACACUAAUGCUCGGUGCUUUGCUAUUGAUCUUCUUGGUGGUAUUGCAUCAAGAUUGAAGCGUGAUUCUGUCAUCUGUAGUGAGGAGAAGCUUUGGAUAUUGCAAGAUCUCACUGAUGCAGGUAGUGAUGGCUCAAAAAUCUUGAAAAACAAGUGCUGUGUUUGUCUUGGUGGAAGAGGUAUAAAUAUAGCCUGUAAUGAAUGCGGCAGAUGUUUCCAUUCAGAUUGUAUGGGGGCUGGUAGUCAGGAUAACUUACAGCGUGAUAGUGUCUGCCCCUUGUGUUUUUGCAAACAACAGCUCAAUGUGCUACAGUCAUACUGCCAGUCACAAAUUAAAGAAAAUGGCAAAAAAACUGCUGCCUCUGCUAGUAAGAAAUCUGCUAAACCAGUUGAGGUGCCAGCAGUGGAUAUUGUUCGACAAAUACUACUGAGUUAUCUCCAAGAAGCUGGUCCACAAGAUGAUGGGAACCUGUUUACUCGAUGGUUCUAUCUGUGCAUCUGGAACAAAGAGGACCAACAUUCUCAGGAGAUCAUCUACUAUCUCGCUAGGUUAAAAUCCAAGGAGAUUCUGCGAGAUUCUGGCAAUGGUCUGGCAAUUUCCAGAGAUUCAGCAAAGAAAAUUUGCUUGGCACUUGGUCAGAAGAACUCAUUUUGUAGGGGUUUUGAUAAAAUUCUUGCCCUUCUUUUGGCUAGCUUGAGAGAAAAUUCUCCUGUAAUAAGAGCAAAAGCCUUACGUGCGGUCAGCAGUAUAGUUGAAGCUGACCCUGAGGUCUUGGGUGACAAACGUGUCCAAUCUGCUGUUGAAGGGAGGUUUUGUGAUUCGGCUAUUUCUGUUCGUGAAGCUGCCCUUGAACUUGUUGGGAGGCAUAUUGCUUCACAUCCUGAUGUGGGCCUGAAGUAUAUAGAAAAAGUUGCUGAGCGAAUAAAGGACACUGGAGUCAGCGUUCGCAAGCGUGCGAUCAAAAUUAUAAGGGAUCUUUGUGCUUCAAAUCCGAACACGGACACAACUCAUGCCUUUGUGGAGAUAAUUUCUCGUGUUAAUGAUGAGGAGUCCAGUGUACAGGAUCUUGUGUGUAAAACAUUUUAUGAACUAUGGUUUGAAGAACCAACUGGGAGUCAUAAGCACUUGGUUGCUGAUGGAAGUUCAGUUCCAAUGGAGAUAGCUAAAAAGACUGAGCAAAUUGUUGACAUGUUGAGGAAGAUGCCCAAUCACCAACCCCUGAUUACCGUCAUAAAACGUAACUUGACUCUUGACUUCCUCCCUCAGUCAACCAAGGCUGCAGGGAUUAACUCAUCCAUGGUGGCAUCAAUUCGGAAGCGUUGUGAAUUCAUAUGCAAACGCUUAUUAGAAAGAAUACUGCAGGUUGAGGAGGGAGCUGCUAAUGAGAUGGAAAUCCACGCGCUUCCUUAUAUUGUUGCCUUGCAAGCAUUUUGUAUUGUUGAUCCCACACUCUGCAUUCCAGUAACUGAUCCUUCUAAGUUUGUUGUGACACUACAACCAUACCUUAAUAUUCAGGUUGACAAUAAAUCAGCUGCCCAGUUGCUUGAAAGUAUUAUUUUUGUGAUUGAUGCUGUUCUUCCACUCAUAAGGAAGCCGCCACAAAAUGUUGUUGAAGAACUUGAGAAGGAUCUGAAACAUAUGAUAGUUCGCCAUUCGUAUUUGACAGUUGUACAUGCUUGUAUCAAGUGCCUUUGUGCUCUGAGCAAGUCAGCAGGUAGAGGUCCAGGAUUACUGGAAAACCUUGUUAAUAUUUUCUACAAGCAUCUGUCUGGAGCUAGUUCAGAUAGUCAGCUGUUGGGUCGAUCACUGUUUUGUCUUGGACUCCUCCUUCGGUAUGGUUAUCAAUUGAUGCUAACAUCUGAAAAUCAGCUUGAUUUUCCCAAGAUUAUCAACUUGCUCCAGAGAAAAUAUCUUCUCAGGGAUGACUUCAGCUUGAAGGUUCGAGCUUUGCAGACUUUGGGAUACAUACUUAUUGCGAAGCCUGAAUUUAUGCUACAAAAGGAUAUGUUGAAACUCAUAGAGACAGCACUAUCUUCUGGGGUUGAUUAUAGAUUAAAGAUUCAAGGACUUCAAAACCUCUAUGAGUAUCUCAGAGAUGCUGAAAGCCAACUUACUGCUGAGAGUACUGCGAAACCUCCUGUACAAUGUGAAAUAAAUGGCGGAAGUGAAGUGCCUGUUGCUGCUGGUGCUGGAGACACCAACAUAUGUGGUGGUAUUAUCCAAUUGUAUUGGAGUUCUAUUCUUGAUAGGUGCUUGGAUACAAAUGAUCAAGUUCGCCAGAGUGCACUUAAGAUUGUUGAAGUUGUACUUCGCCAGGGUUUAGUUCACCCUAUUACCUGCGUUCCUCACCUUAUAGUACUUGAAAUGGACCCGCUGGAGGGGAACUCGAAGUUGGCUCAUCAUCUACUGAUGAAUAUGAAUGAAAAGUACCCUUCAUUUUUUGAAAGCCGCUUGGGUGAUGGACUACAAAUGUCAUUUAAAUUCUUUGAAAUCAUAGUCGGCAACCAUAAGAUGGCAGCAAACAUAAAAUCAAAUCCAAUUGCAUUUGUCAAACCUGGCAUAUCUAGAAUAUACCGUCUUAUCCGUUCAAAUCGAAAUUCCAGAAACAAAUUUGUCCACUCGAUAGUUCGGAAAUUCGAGUCUGAUAGCCGGAGUCGCAGCACAGUUAGCUUUCUUGUAUACUGUGCUGAAGUUCUUGCCUCCCUGCCUUUCACAUGCUCCGAUGAACCACUUUACUUGAUCUACGAUAUAAAUCGAGUUAUUCACCUUAGAGCUGGAGGAGUCGAGGGCAAUUUGAAAAGGUGGACUUCUAUGUCUCAACCGCAGGAUACGGCGGGUAUGCCAACAUUGCCAAGAGAGAGUCAUGUUGUCAUGCAAGAGCCUGGCGGAUAUUAUGAUAAUGUGGGAUAUGUUCCUGAAAGGGUGAAUGACAACAAUCCUUGCAGUACUUCAGACGUGGACAUGGCCAAAGUGCAGGUGGAUGUGGACGUGGCCAAAGUGCAGGUGGAUGUGGACAUGACCAAAGUUCAGGGAGAUUGCCAUGAUGCAAUAGCCCUCCAGCUACUACUGAAAUUGAAGAGACAUUUGAAAGUUGUUUAUAGUUUAGAUGAUGCCCGCUGUCAGGCAUUUUCUCUAAAGGAGCCUCCGAAAUCUGGAGAAGCAUUCUCCAGGCAGAAUGUUCCUUUUAAUAUUGGCAACACUAACAUCAGUCUGCCGAGCUGCCUGCAGGAUGUAGCUUCUGUUUACCAGGAUUUCAAGACAGCGCUCCGCGAAGAUUCCAUGGACUUUGCUGUGUUCAUCCCUUCAGUCCAGACUAGGAAGCGCCCAACCCCAAGAAGUACGACGAGAGUCAGGAGAACGGCUGCCCCGAGUGUCACAAAAGCCCGUGGUGGUGCACGGGGAGACGAUUCUGAUGAUGCUGACGACGACGACUGGACCGGGGGCCCAAGAAUGCUCGACUUCAGUGGGGGCGGCCGUGUGACAAGGCAGAGGGUCCAAUCCCUCGGAAUAAUUAACAUCGAUUACACAAUCAUGGAAGAGCAGCAAGUCAAGCCAUCAGAUCUGCCACCCACUAGUUCGGACAAUCAGGAUCCAGUUGCAACACCUCCUGUUACCAGUGCUGAUCCUGUUCGUCCGGCUGCUUCAACUGAUUCUCCCAGUCAGGUUGCCGGUGCAGCUCCUGCACCUACCGCUGCUCCUGCAGAAGAUGCUGCAGGGCGUGAGGCGCCAGCAUCCGUGCUUUCUGCAUCUGGUUUAUCCUCCUGGGCUAAGAACCUAAAAAUCCCCCAGCCUUCAUCAGGUCAAGAAUCACCUACAGGAAAGAAUACCUUUGCCCGUUUAACAAGUGGCCUUGGACUGCGUAUGUCUCCAAAAGCGGCACAGCAAGAUGAGGGUGCUGAAGGAAGCACCUCCCCAACAACAGGACAGCCCGGUGUUUUUGGUUCUUUGACGAAAGGCAUCGUGGAUUCCUCUAAGAAUGCUGUAAAGGCAGUGCAAGUCAAGGCUCGCCACAUGGUCUCACAGAAUAAAAGACGAUACCAGGAAGGAGGAUUUGAUUUAGACAUGACAUAUAUUACUGAGAACAUAAUUGCUAUGGGUUUUCCCGCUGGUGACUUGAGUUCAGGGCUUUUUGGAUACUUUGAGGGUUUCUACCGCAACCACAUGGAGGAAGUCAUCAGGUUCUUUGAAAUGCACCAUAAGGGGAAGUAUAAGGUGUACAAUCUUUGUUCCGAAAGGCUAUAUGAUGCAUCUCUUUUUGAAGGAAAGGUGGCCUGCUUUCCUUUUGAUGAUCAUAACUGUCCUCCAAUACAACUUGUCAUAUCAUUCUGCCAUAGUGCCUACUCAUGGUUGAAGGAGGAUAUAGAGAAUGUGGUGGUUGUCCAUUGCAAAGCUGGUAAGGCAAGGACAGGAUUGAUGAUCUCGAGUCUUCUACUAUUUCUAAAGUUCUUUCCUACUGCUGAGGAGUCCAUUGAAUACUAUAACCAGAAAAGAUGUGUAGAUGGAAAAGGGCUUAUUCUCCCAAGUCAGAUUAGAUAUGUGAAGUAUUUCGAGCGCAUCUUAACUUACUUCAAUGGUGAAAAUCAGCCACCCCGAAGGUGUAUGCUUAGAGGGUUUCGUCUUCAUAGAUGCCCCUAUUGGAUUAGGCCAUCAAUUACAGUCUCUAAUCACAAUGGCGUUCUUUUUUCUACAAAGAAGCAUCCAAGAACAAAAGAACUAAUGCCAGAAGAUUUCUGGUUUAGUGCACCAAAGAAGGGGAUUAUGGUUUUUGCAUUGCCGGGGGAACCUGGCUUAGCCGAGGUAGCUGGUGAUUUCAAGAUCCAGUUUCAUGAUCGACAGGGAGAUUUUUACUGUUGGCUAAAUACAACAAUGAUGGAGAACAGGGUGACUUUGAAUCCAACUGAUCUUGAUGAUUUUGACAAGAGAAAAUUGCCAUCACCUGGAUUCCAGGUUGAGGUUGUCCUGGUAGAUUACGAUGGCUCGCAACCACCAAAACCAAAACCAGCCGCUGGACCUGCUGGUACUAAAUCUGAUGCUGAUUCCUCGGCUAGCACGGUUGCGAAAGAAAAUAAUGCUGCACCUGCAGAAUCCAACAAGGGAACUGGAAGCAAUGAUAAAGAUGAAGUUUUCUCCGACAGUGAUGGGGAGGAUGGAUCAUCCAAGGGAAGAAAGGAGAAGACUGCCGGCGGUGGUCAAAGUAGUGUAAAUGCUGCUAAACCAUCCCAAACAAGCAAUGUGCAGGAGGCGGCAUCAGCUGCUGCUAGUAGGCUGGAUAAAGUAGCAAUAACCAGCGAACAAGGAACCACAAAGGCACCUGAUGGCGCAUCUCUCAAAACUGAAGUCAGCAGCAAGGCCAGCUCCACCACAGCACCACCUACAGCUGCUGACUCUUCCAGCAUGAGCGAAUUCAAGGCGAUUGCAGCAGACGCCUCAGUGUUCUCGUUCGGAGAUGAGGAUGAUUAUGAAAGUGAGUAG
Molecule: messenger RNA, 7311 nt
Organism: Miscanthus lutarioriparius
Lineage: Eukaryota; Viridiplantae; Streptophyta; Magnoliopsida; Poales; Poaceae
Source: the annotation of a GenBank genome assembly